UCGUCUAUCAGAAGCCACCCCCCUCUGGUUAAAACACUACGAGGAUGUCUGCUCCAAGUGCAUGUCCAUGAACGUGAUGUGGGGAGAUGGAGGAAGACGGGCUGCUUUGCUCGCCCCAAGACGGGCUCUUGAAGAACUGGCGAUGGGGCAAACAAGUGAAGGAUCAAGCUCAUCUGAAACAGAGGAUCCGAGAUAUACCGGGACUGUUAAAACAGGGACUGCAUUUGCGGAAGAAAAGUGUGGAGACUCCAAACAUUACUGAGGAUCCAAGCCCGGCCUUGUGUAAACAUAAGGGUUGCUCGGAGAGUUUGGCCUGCGCCGGGCGUGGCUUGAGGAACGCCUUCCUGUCACAUGGCCCUUAUCCUGUUAAAGAUCGAAUCCAGUUCGCCAGGAUCCUGAGGAGGAGCUAUGUUGGCGUGGAGCUGGUGCAGUGGCUGGUGGAUCAGAGCGAGCUGGUCCCGGGCCGCACGGCGGCGGCGUGCGUGUGGCAGGUGGUCAUGGAGCUGGGCGUGCUGCUGUCCGUGGACCACAGGGUCAGGUUCGAGGACUCCCACACGUACUACCAGUUCUCCUUUGAGGAGUGUCAGGCCCAGGACUGCGGCUUCCAGGACGAGGACGUGUGGCUGAGCGGAGUGAGACUGCUGCUCCAGCUGGUCCCGAGCAGCCAGCUGCAGGCUGGGGGCACCACCGAACCUGAGGACAAAGUGCCAGAGUGGGAGGAGCUACCUAGCAGGAGCCUACAGAUGGAGGCUCUGGAGCGGCUUACUUCCACGGUACAGAAUGAACUGGUCCUCGCCCUCGCAAAGAAAGCACAAAGGACGAGGGCAGGGGAGGGAGGCUCGGGGCCAGUCGAGAAGGCAGCAAGCGCGACGGAGAGCCCCGCGGAGAGCACGGGGGGAGUGUGCGCGCUGCGGGGCAAGGACGACACGUCCCGGCUGGAGGUGGCCCGGGGGCUGGCUCAGGACGGGUGCCCUUUCCUGCAGAAGCAGAAUCCCAAGGUGCCGGAUCAGCGUUCAGAGGGUCACGGUGACGAGGCUGCCCGUGUCGUACAGUCGGGACGGCACCGGGAUGUACUGCUGCUCCAGCAAGUGCUGUCGAAACAGCUGCCCCCACCUUCCUUGGGGAGGGGGAGUCGGCAGGAGGUAGACAAGAGGUAUGUGGUGGUGUCCGGGACGCCCGAGAAGAUCUUGGAACACCUGCUGAGUGACCUGCAGCUGGAUGGCCAGCAGGAGGCGACGCAGUGCAAGGAGGCCGAGACGCUCCUGGACGACUUCCUGCUGACCUACCUGGUGUUCAUGUCCACGAGCGACCUGUGUCAGGCGCUGUUGGGACACUAUUGUGCAAAGAGAUACAGAGGGAAGGAGGCGGGGUGCAGGAAGGAGGGGGGGAAGGAGGCUCUGCACAGGAAACGCAAAGUCCUGCACCUGGUGUCCCAGUGGAGCUCACUGUACAGGGACUUCCUGCGCGAGGAGGAGCACGUCAAGCUCUUCAUGAAGACCCUAUAUCGAUACGUCUUGGAUGACCUCUAUGAGUACCCCGCCCUGGAGAAGGAUUUCAAAGAAUUCCAGAAGCUUCUUUGCAUGAGCCGCAGGCACACAGUGGAUGAAUACUCGCCGCACAGAAAGAAUAAAGCCCUCUUUCAUCAGUUGAGUUUGAAAGAGAACCUGCUCCAGUCAAGAGGAACACAAAGAGAGAAAGAAGUGUUCUGCCAUGUCUACGUGACUGCGGACUCCUACCUGAGCAUCAAGACCUACACAGCGGUGGAGGCCCAGGAGCUACUCAGCAUCACAGCUGGGAGGAUGGAGUGCACAGAGGACGGCCUGCUGUUGGCAGCAGAGACCUGUGCUGGAGAAAGGCUCAUUCUUCAGCCCCAUGACAGUGUUUAUUCAGAGUCCCGAUCCAUACAAGGGAGACUACUCAUCUGCAGGAAGGAUCUAAGCCAAAUAAUGAAUCCCUUCACUGACAACGCGGAUCUCCACCAGAGGCCUGUCCGCCUGCUUGGCAUGAACACAUGGGAUGUUGCUGUUUCCCUCACUAAUUUUGACUGGAGCCUCUUCACAUCCGUGCGUGAGCAGGAGCCCAUUUACUACACGAUCAGCCGGCAGGGGAGCAGCGGCCGCACGGCUGCGCUGGAGAUGCUGCUGCAACGCUGCAACGAGGUGCAGCUAUGGGUGAUGACCGAGGUGCUGCUCUGCACCAACCCUGGCAAGCGGGUCCAGCUGCUUAAAAAGUUCAUCAAAAUUGCAGCCCACUGCAAAGCACAAAGAAACCUGAACUCUUUCUUCGCCAUCAUCAUGGGCCUCAACACAGCAGCGGUCAGUCGACUGAGUUUGACUUGGGAGAAAGUUCCGUGCAAAUUCAGGAAGCUGUUUUCAGAACUGGAAAUGCUGACGGACCCAUCCCUCAACCACAAAGUCUACAGGGAUAUAUUCAAGAAGAUGAAGCCCCCCAAGAUCCCCUUCAUGCCUCUUCUUCUCAAGGAUAUCACCUUUAUUCAUGAGGGCAACAAAACGUUCCUUGAUAACUUGGUUAAUUUUGAAAAACUGCACAUGAUUGCAGAUGCCGUCCGUCUUAUCCGACACUGUCAGAUGGACCACACGGGAAAUGAAGUGUCCCCAAAGGAUAAUGCAGAAACAAGAAGCUAUAUUAAUUACCUUCACAUCAUCGACAAUCAGCAGACUCUUUUCGACCUGUCCCACAGAUUAGAGCCCCGGAUGUAGGGGUGAGAAUCGCCAUAACUCCGCAUGCAUUGAUACAGAAGUCAUGGAAGUGGAUCGAAGCAAAAAAAAAAAAAAAACGGACCACCUGCGAGAUCG
Paramormyrops kingsleyae is the source of this 2816-nucleotide messenger RNA. RefSeq names its product rap guanine nucleotide exchange factor 5-like. Gene Ontology annotation, cellular component: plasma membrane. Gene Ontology annotation, molecular function: guanyl-nucleotide exchange factor activity. Gene Ontology annotation, biological process: Ras protein signal transduction. NCBI's taxonomy places the organism in Eukaryota, Metazoa, Chordata, Actinopteri, Osteoglossiformes, Mormyridae. The record is from RefSeq and is a predicted model, not a curated record.